AUGACCCUGAGAUUGCACCGGAAGAAUAUCUCCUCAUGGGUUCUCAUUUCCGGCGACAUUGUUCCAGCAGUUUCCGAGAAAGCCUGUUACCCGGUUGAAGCAGUUUUCGAAAAAGCUUGUUACCGGGGUGCUUACAAGGCACUAGUUUCCUUAGUCAUUCCUACAAACGCUUCCACAUGGGCACUUAUUGGUUGUUGGCUAUGUUUUCCUUCUUUCUUUUCUAUGGUGUUGCCCAUAUUGAAGCUUUAUAAACCUUCUUUUCACUUCCAACCUCACAAGAAUUGGAUGAAUGACCCUAAUGGCCCUAUGAGAUACAAGGGACUAUACCAUAUGUUCUACCAACACAAUCCAAAAGGUGCAAUAUGGAGCAACAAUAGUAUUGUUUGGGGCCAUUCUAUUUCAAAGGAUCUAGUGAAUUGGUUAUCAUUACAACAUGCUCUUAUUCCAAGUGAAUCACAUGAUAUCAAUGGUUGUUGGUCAGGAUUUGACCCUUGCAUUGUCCUUGGUGAGACGGUUACCAAUUUAUAAAAUGUUAUAUUAUUGUUGAAGGAAAAAACAAUUAGCAACCACAAAAAGAAAAUUUGAUAAGAGAGGAUUUACAAAUGUGGAUGAUUAAGAGAAGUGCUCCAUUUGCUAAGGUGAAAGUGACAAAGAAUUCUGAUCACAUGGUCAUGUUCUCUCAUCCAAAGAGGCUUAGCUCUUUUCGUCUAAAGAUUGCACAAAAAUACUAGUCCUUACUUAAAUUUAAUCCUAAUAAUUAUAUAAUAUGAUAUUUGUGCAUGUGGUAAAAACAAAUUAAUAUGUAUUUCAA
Cicer arietinum (chickpea) is the source of this 811-nucleotide messenger RNA. The record is from RefSeq and is a predicted model, not a curated record. Lineage: Eukaryota; Viridiplantae; Streptophyta; Magnoliopsida; Fabales; Fabaceae.